This is a messenger RNA of Eptesicus fuscus (big brown bat), 2907 nucleotides long. RefSeq names its product sorting nexin family member 21 (gene SNX21). The coding region runs from base 370 to 1464 and encodes 364 amino acids. The transcript has 3 exons. Gene Ontology annotation, cellular component: early endosome membrane. The record is from RefSeq and is a predicted model, not a curated record. Gene Ontology annotation, biological process: protein transport. Gene Ontology annotation, molecular function: phosphatidylinositol phosphate binding; protein binding. Lineage: Eukaryota; Metazoa; Chordata; Mammalia; Chiroptera; Vespertilionidae.
GGCGGAGCGGAGCCCGGAGCGGCUGGGCCCCCGCGGAACCCCGCCGGCUCAGUGAGGCGCCCAAGGCGGCCCCCGGACCCGGGGGAGCGGCGCGCCCCUGAGUGCACCGCGGGGCUCAGAAGGUAGAGACGCACCAGGGGCGAGAGAGACGCGGGAAGGUCCCGGUGGCCCCCGGGAAGGGCGCGGCCCCCCGGCGGCGCGGGUGCGGGGAGGACGGCGGGAGCUGAGUCUUGGGGCUCCCAGGACCCCGACGGGCUGGGGCGGGUGCUGCGCGGCGUCCUCCUCCCGCGCCCGGGCCCCGCCCCUCCGCGAGGGCUGGCCUGACUCCCGCCGCCUGGGACCCGGGUCCGGCGUCCCCCGCAGGGUGCCAUGGCCUCGCGGCUCCUGCUCCGGCUGCGGCACGCCCUGGCCAGCGAGGGCCCCGCGGAGGCGGCGACCGGCCCCGAGGCCGAGCAGUUCCCGGAGAGCUCGGAGCUGGAGGACGACGACGCCGAGGGCCUGUCCUCCCGCCUCAGCGGCACCCUGAGCUUCACCAGCGCGGAGGACGACGAGGACGAGGACGAGGAGGACGAUGAGGUGGCCGGCCCCAACCCGCUGCCCCUCGGGGACCGGGCGUCGGGAGAGGACGCAGAACAGAACCCCUCACCUGACGGGCAGCGGAGCAGUCAGCUCCUGGCGCGGCAGUUGCAGGAUUUCUGGAAGAAGUCCCGGAAUACCCUGGUGCCCCAGCGGCUGCUCUUCGAGGUGACCAGUGCCAACGUGGUCAAGGACCCUCCUUCCAAGUACGUGCUCUACACCCUCGCCGUGAUGGGGCCGGGGCCACCGGAUCACCAGCCAGCCCACAUCUCUCGCCGUUACUCGGACUUUGAGCGGUUGCACCGAAACCUGCAGCGGCAGUACCGGGGCCCCAUGGCUGCCAUCUCCUUCCCCCGUAAGCGCCUGCGCCGGAAUUUCACUGCAGAGACCAUUGCCCGCCGCAGCCGGGCCUUCGAGCAGUUUUUGAGCCACCUGCAGGCGAUCCCCGAGCUGCGCCAUGCCCCGGACCUACAGGACUUCUUCGUACUGCCGGAGCUGCGGCGGGCACAGAGCCUCACCUGCACUGGCCUCUACCGUGAGGCCCUGGCGCUCUGGGCCAAUGCCUGGCAGCUUCAGGCCCAGCUGGGCACCCUCUCCAGCCCAGAUCGCCCUCUGCUGACCCUGGCUGGGCUGGCUGUGUGCCACCAGGAGCUGGAGGACCCUGGGGAGGCCCGGGCUUGCUGCGAGAGGGCCCUUCAGCUGCUGGGGGACAAGAGCCCCCAUCCUUUGUUGGCACCCUUUCUGGAGGCCCAUAUCCGGCUCUCCUGGCGCCUGGGCUUGGACAAACGCCAGUCAGAGGCACGGCUCCAGGUCCUGCAGGAGGCAGGCCUGACCCCCACGCCACCCCCCAGUCUCAAAGAAUUGCUCAUCAAGGAGGUACUGGAUUAGUCUUGCCUAGACUUAAGGUCACUCUGGGGAGAGGCACUGCCCCAGGAUGGCAGCGGUGGGGGACCGAUGAGGCAUGAGGACCUGAACAGCAGCUGGGAGGCUAUAGGGGGUGCUGGGAACCCCUAGGAGUAACACAAAGAAUUUGUAGAGAUCGAGGAAACGUGGCUCUUCUGCUGGGCUGAGCUCAGGGAAAGCUUUGGCUGGGGAUGCCUGGGAUCUGGGAUGGUGCAGGGAGGAAGUCUGAUGCGCUCUCUUCAGCAUAUGCACAGCUGGGGGGUGUACCCCAGGCCAGGGUCAGUGUUCCCUAUUCCUUGGGCCUCCAAGCCAGUGAAGGAGCCCGAGUAAAGGCCAGGGACUCUUGGAGUUGAUGGCUGGAGGGAGGGCUGCAGUUCUGGCCCAGGGAAUUAAAGGCCAGCAGGUCCAGUGGUAGCAGUCUUUAUUGGAUAUGGGGGACAAAGCCCAGCCCUCAACUGUAAUUCCUGCCUCGCCUCAGGAGUGGGGGGAGAAGGGAGAUCCUUGAAGCCCCAGGCCACGCUGGUACCUCUGGCUACAGCUUGCUCUCUGUGACCUGGGGCUUCACUCGGAUCACGCCCUCCUGGGCACAGGAUAUAGCCAGCACCCCGUCCCGACGCCACAGCUGCCCACGGACCAGCCCCCGGGAGCCACCUGCGGGUGAGAAGGGUAAAAACAGCCUUCUCUCUCCUUUAGCACAGCCAAGCAGGCUUCUUAAGAAAGGUACAGUCCAGGUUGGGCUGCCCCAUACAAGGGCACACUGCGUGUUGUGCCCCUUUAUGAGCCUGUGUGCAGUCAUCAGGGGGUACCCAAGGGAACCCCACAAAACAGUUUAAAAGCACUUUACACGUUCUCGGGCUUCCUCAACAAUCACAGGGGAGUUCUGAGAACAGUCUCCGUCAGUAGCGUGGCUAAGCAGAUCUACCGGACCUCUGGCCACUUGUGUUAGGAAACCCAUCAGAUCCCUUUAUAAUAAAUCAAACCAGUCGCACCAGGCUGGUAUUAUAUGAAAAACACCCCCAACCCCAAGGGGACAAAGGCGCUCAGGGGAGAGGACCUGGGGCCAUGGAGUCUGGCCAGCCCUGCCUCCCCACCUGCAGAUUUCCUCUCCCUUGUCAGCCUCGGGCCUGAGCUGGUGUUUAUGAAGGGAGCUGCCGGGUCCCUUCCAUGUAGUACAGCUCACUUAGUCCUCACAACAGCCAAGCAAAGCAGGGUUCGUCCCCUUUUCUGGAUGAUGAGCUUAAAAUUCAGAGAGGCUCGGGAACUUGGCCUUAAGAAUCGGGCCAAGUAUCCUAACUUCAAGGCUGUUGAACCUGUACUGUGAUGCUAUUGGUACUUUUUGUUUGUUGGUUUGUUUGUUUUGUUUAUUUUUUUAUGCUAUUGGUACUUAAGAGCCCCCCUUCCCUGAGUAUAAAGAGCCUCUUAAGUUUU